AUGUCAUCUCCCCGCGGAAUAAACUUCUUAAACUUCAAUCAAACAGGAUCAUGUAUAUCCAUGGGGACCUCGGAAGGAUUCGAAAUCUUCAACUGUGAUCCAUUUGGGAAAUUCUACUCGGAUGAGAGUGGAGGUUUUGGUAUAGUGGAAAUGCUGUUCUCAACGUCGCUGCUGGCAGUGGUCGGGGUGGGCGACCAGCCGGCAAUGUCGCCCCGAAGGUUGCGGAUCAUCAACACCAAGCGACAUUCUGUGAUUUGCGAGGUCACAUUUCCCUCGACGAUCCUAGCAGUAAAAAUGAACAAAGCUCGUUUGAUCGUGCUACUGCAAGAUCAGAUAUACAUUUACGAUAUCAGCAAAAUGCGGCUGUUGCACACAAUCGAAACAGCUACAAACCUGCGAGGACUGAUUGCCGUCUCUCCAUCUCUGGACAGCAAUUACCUCGCAUACCCUUCUCCCCCGAAGGUGAUAAAGUCUGAGAUCAAGGGCCACGCAACGACAAAUAACAUCAGUUUGUCUUCUAGCGACGCGACCACGAUGCACAAUUCGCUCAGCACAACAGAUGCAGCUGUAGCAUCAGGGUCACAUCUCUCACCACCAGGAGACCUCUCAGUUGGUGAAAAUUCUUCGCUGGAAGUGAUGGACAGCAAUGCUGCUAUUCUUGCGCCAAGCCAAGGGAACGUAAAGACCGCCAACAGCAUUCUGAAAAACGGUGACGUUAUUCUGUUCAAUAUGCAGACUCUUCAACCGACAAUGGUCAUAGAAGCGCACAAGGGCGAGAUAGCAGCUCUUACUUUAAGCAGGGAUGGCACGCUUCUGGCCACGGCGUCUGAAAAGGGCACAAUUGUAAGGGUGUUUUCAGUGGAGACAGGGUCCAAAGUCUACCAAUUUCGGAGGGGUACGUACCCAACCAAGAUUUACUCAAUGUGUUUCAGUGAUGACAAUCAGUUUUUGGCCGCCAGUUCCUCCAGUAGAACGGUUCAUAUUUUCAAGCUCGGUAAAGCAGCAUACAUGACAGAAAAUGCUGAUGCUCACAACAAUAGCGAUUUGGAAGAUCAAGAUGCCGAUGAUUUUUCGAUAGACGAAGUCGAGGAAGGGGAACGGGAAGAAACCGCGUCUCUAGGUCACAGUUCCAUAGCGAGCUAUGAUUCGUCACAGCCAGACGGGCCCACAAAGGAGCCCGUUGUUGACGCAUCUAGAAGAACUGUGGGAAGAAUGAUACGAAAUUCGUCUCAGAAACUUUCUAGAAAGGCCGCCAAGACGCUGGGUGCCUACUUCCCUAUCAAGGUGACAUCGAUAUUGGAACCCUCAAGACAUUUCGCGAGUCUGAAACUCCCGAUCGAGAGCGGUGCUGCAAUCAAAUCUAUUGUCGCGAUCGGUCAGCCCGUCGACGUUGAUACCAUAGAAUAUCCUGAGCUGUUUGAAAACGGUCUCUGGGGGUCUGCGCCGAGUGAAAGCAAGUCGGGAGUGAUGAAAAUGAUCCCUAUUCGGGUCAUUUCUUCAGACGGCUACAUCUACAACUAUGUUUUAGAUCCAGAGAGAGGCGGUGAUUGCUUGCUACUAAGCCAAUUCUCGCUUCUGAUGUACUGA
Molecule: messenger RNA, 1587 nt
Organism: Lachancea meyersii CBS 8951
Lineage: Eukaryota; Fungi; Ascomycota; Saccharomycetes; Saccharomycetales; Saccharomycetaceae
Source: the annotation of a GenBank genome assembly